AGCUCCCGGAGGCGGCCGCGGCGGCAUGGGGCAGCGCGGGGCUCCGGCCGCCACUCCGCACCCGUAGGAAGCGGCUUUUUAAAGAAAAUAUGGAUUAAAGCGCGGCGACGGCGCGGGGAAAAAGGCGCAGGGGAGGCCAGGAAUCAUGAAUUCUCCUGCCGAAAUUAAGAAGCCACCGGUGGCCCCUAAACCCAAAUUCGUGGUAGCACAUAAACCAACACCCCCUCCUAUUGCACCGAAACCUGAUGUAAUGAUUUCCAGUGGUGUACAGUCAACAAAGAAAACAAAACCAGCAAUUGCCCCCAAGCCAAAAGUCUUCAAGGACUCACCUACCUCUGACAUUAAACUGACACCAGCAAGAAAAAGCACUGUAAAUUUUCCAGAACGUAGCAAGGAGUUAUUUGAAAACUUGGAGAACCUAAAUUGCAAAAAUGGAAUCCCUGGAGAAGAUGUGAAUGAAACUUAUAUUUUCUGCUCUUGUACUUCUGAGUGCACCCACAAGACUGGGACUGGAGAAAAUGUAUGUAAAGCACAGGUAGUUUUAGAGCACCUUGAAAAACUUGAAAGCUUAGAAAAUAUCGAAAUUGAUGAGCAGGCCACAAAAACUCUGAGGACUAGAAGAAAACUCGAUCUUAAUCGGGAAAAAGUGACUUCGAGUCAUGUGUUUGUAAAGGCGAGCCUUUUGGAAGGGAAGCCCAAAGAUGUUUCAACACACGGAGCCCCCAUUGGUUGCCAUUUGAACCAGGGAGCUGGAGACAGCACUGAGGAGGAUGAUAACUUAAAUCCUAAUAAGCAGGUUAGAAUUGACUUUUAUGAUCUUGUUACGUCUCCACUAAAUUUUGAUGAAGAUUCUGAUAAACCAAACCAUUAUUCCAAGCUUGUUAGAGAUGAGGGUCAAGGACUUGAAACUUGUCAAGAUUGGACUCGUGAUGGCAGGCAUUGUUUUUGCUCAUUGGACCAAGGAGCGAAGGAAAAUGGCAAAAUGAACAGUCUCAAAUUUCAAGGUAGAAUUAGAGGGAAAGCAGAAGACAAUGAUGUUAGCCUCUUAGUAACGCCUUCCUUACGGUGUGCCAAAAAAUUUCCAGUCCCUAAACCCAGAAAGCCCCGGCCUGCUUGUCUUGUACGGCAAGGGGGUGUAGAUGACCCAGACCCCGGGGAACCAGAUAAUUCAGCCAGUGACUCCUUUAGCUUUGCUGAACACUGUAUGAAAAAAACAAAUGAGUCUAAUAUUCCUGGUCAGAACAUUUUAUAUCACAGUCCACACGGAGAAAAAGGAAACCAAGCUAAUCAUCAUUCUGGUGAUGAAGGAAGUCAGAGCCAAGCAUCUCUUGAGAAACAUUAUUUCACCCCCCAGAAGUGCCCCAAACCCCCUUACCCUGUCGAAAAAAUGGAGUUUUCUGUAGUGACAGAUUGUAAUCCGAGACUUGAGAAUAAAACCUUAGAUGGUUCCAGUAUGUUACCUGACGUGGACACUCUUUCUUUGAGUUUGCAUAAGCGGCUCCUACCAACCAACAACCAACAUGUACUUCCCGCCAGCAGCUCCGAUGUCCCUGCGCAAAAGACGGACAAGGAGAUUCAUGUUAGAGUGGAAAGUUCCCCAAAGAUUGCUCCUAAAAAGCCUCAACGACAUAGCUUGCCUGCAGCCGGCCUCCUUAAAAAAGCUGCAUCAGAGGAGCUUAUGGAGAAAAGUUCUUAUCCCUCUAAUGAGGAAAGAAAUUCAGGAGGGAUUUUGGAGGAAACUUGUCUAAGGCAUCUGUCUACCAAAGAUAUGCCAAAACGGGCUUCAGAGAAACCUGUGUGGAAAUUACCUCAUCCAAUUCUGCCAUUUUCAGGGAGUCCAGAGUCCCUAAAGUCUGUCAGGAUGCCUUUAGCCAAUCUGCCCUUAACUUCUCUGUCCAAACCUAGAGCAAAAUCAAUGUCCUCUGUGGAUAUAGAAAGAACUGAGAAACCCUGUAAAAACUCUCAAAAGAAAAGCACUCUGAAGAGAUUACUCAACAUGAAAUUGUCCCUCUGCAUCAUGAAGAGUGACUUGCAGAAAUUAUUGUCUAAGGGCAGCCAAUCUGUGGACAGUGUCCCAGGCGACCUCUUGUGUGGAGAAGGAAAGAGGAUUCAUAAUGACCAGCAUGGGCCAACUUUAGUAAAUGAAAAGAAAAUUAAAUCUCUUAAGGCAUAUUCUGCUGACUGCCCAGCCUUGAAGAUGAAGUCUCAGAGACCACUUGAAGUACCAGACAGUCAAAGAGCGGAAUCCUUAGAUGAUCAAAUGCUCUCCAGGGAGACCUCGUCUCAGCUUCCUCUCAGUUCUUUGAAGGACAGCUGUGCUCCAGAGUAUGAAAAUGUGCGCCACUAUGAGGAAAUACCAGAAUAUGAGAAUUUGCCUUUUAUUGAAACUACUGGUAAAGCUCUGAGUUUUGAAUGGCAGAAUUCCAGCAGCGUGGAAAACUCUGACACAACUGUCUGUGUGCUAGAAGAACUAUAUGAAGACUCGGACAGCCAGCUGAAUCAUGGACUCCAUCAUCUGUCUUUCAGAGCCCCUCAUGAAGAUCACGAUAGCCUGGGUGUGGUGUCGAGUGACUUUCCCUCCGAUGAUGAGGAGAUCAUCGAUAGUUCUGAUGAAGACGAUGCCAGCUCUGAUUCCAGCAAAGGGGAAGUUGAUCUUCUAGAUGAUAAGCAGGGUAAAGGGGCUGGAAAGAAGAACAAAGCUCAUCAUAUUGCCAAGGAGAUUAUGAGCUCGGAGAAAGUGUUUGUGGAUGUGUUGAAACUUCUACAUAUUGAUUUCCGGGAUGCAGUGGCCCAUGCUUCCAGGCAGCUUGGCAAGCCAGUGAUUGAAGACAGAUUCCUGAAUCAGAUCCUGUAUUAUUUGCCCCAACUUUAUGAACUCAAUAGGGAUCUUCUCAAAGAAUUGGAGGAGAGGAUGUUGAACUGGAUGGAACAACAGAGAAUUGCUGAUAUAUUUGUGAAGAAGGGACCAUACCUAAAAAUGUAUUCUACCUACAUCAAAGAAUUUGAGAAGAAUGUGGCUCUGCUGGAUGAACAGUGCAAAAAGAACCCUGGUUUUGCUGCUGUGGUUAAAGAUUUUGAGAUGAGCCCUCGUUGUGCAAGCCUGGCACUCAAGCACUAUCUGCUCAAACCAGUUCAGAGGAUUCCCCAGUACAGACUACUGUUAACAGAUUAUUUGAAGAAUUUGAUAGAAGAAUCUGCAGACUAUAGAGACACUCAAGAUGCCCUUGCUGUUGUCAUUGAAGUAGCCAACCAUGCCAAUGAUAUCAUGAAACAGGGAGACAACUUUCAGAAACUUAUGCAGAUUCAGUAUAGCCUAAAUGGACAUCACGAGAUAGUUCAACCUGGAAGGGUCUUUCUGAAAGAAGGAACACUGAUGAAGCUGUCCCGGAAGGUCAUGCAGCCACGAAUGUUUUUCCUGUUUAAUGAUGCCCUGUUAUAUACAACCCCAGUGCAGUCUGGAAUGUAUAAACUCAAUAACAUGCUUUCAUUGGCUGGGAUGAAGGUCAGAAAACCGACUCAGGAAGCCUAUCAGAAUGAACUAAAGAUUGAAAGUGUUGAGCGGUCUUUCAUUCUGUCAGCCAGUUCUGCAAUGGAAAGGGAUGAAUGGUUAGAAGCUAUCUCCAGGUCAAUAGAAGACUAUACUAAGAAGAGAAUCACAUUCUAUCCCAGUAAAAGUAUUGAUGAGACAGACACAGAGAAAGAGGAGGAAGUUAGUCCUUUAGGAUCAAAGGCUCCCAUCUGGAUCCCCGACACCCGGGUUACCAUGUGUAUGCUCUGCACAAGUGAAUUCACUUUGACCUGGAGAAGGCACCACUGCCGGGCAUGUGGAAAGAUAGUCUGUCAGGCUUGUUCAUCGAAUAAUUAUGGCUUGGAUUACCUGAAAAACCAGCCAGCCAGAGUAUGUGAACGUUGCUUUGAACAACUGCAGAAACAAGACCAUCAGCAUUCACCUAAACCUGGGUCCCCAGCUAAUCACAAAUCGACUUCCAGUGCUCUCUCUUCAGUCUUGCAGAGUAUUCCAUCAGGAAGGAAACAGAAAAAGAUUCCAGCAGCUCUGAAAGAAGUCUCAGCAAACACAGAAGAUUCUUCUAUGAGCGGCUACUUAUAUAGGUCAAAGGGAAGUAAGAAGCCAUGGAAACACCUAUGGUUUGUCAUAAAAAAUAAGGUGCUAUAUACAUACGCUGCAAGUGAGGAUAUAGCCGCACUGGAAAGUCAGCCUUUAUUAGGAUUCACUGUCACUGAAGUGAAGGAUGAGAAUUCAGAAUCUAAGGUGUUCCAUUUAUUGCAUAAAAACAUAUUAUUUUACGUAUUUAAAGCAGAUGAUCCUCAUUCAGCUCAAAAGUGGAUAGAAGCAUUUCAAGAAGGCACAAUAUUGUAGUGACAUUUGUAAACCUCUCUUUAUAAUUCACAAGGGAAAAAAAUCAUCGAAAGGAGACACUAAAGUCCAGAAGAGAGCUUGAAAAAUGAUAGGACACUGCUAAAAUGAAUUAAACUGAAUCUUAUGUUCAGCAGGAUUAGAAAUUGAUGUCUAUUUUAGUCAGGAAGUAAAUAUUUUAAGCAGCUGUGUACUUUUUCUGUGGAAAAUCUUAUUUAUUAAAUUUUGUUGUUCAUAUCAAUGGUCAGAAUCAUUUCUGAGGCUCACACUGAAUUACAAAGUGCCCACAUCUUGAGAACAUAAAGCUUCAUCAAAAGUGCUUUAUCCGUUUGAACACAGGCAUCACACAUUUUACAUCCACAAAGGAGCAGCAUUCUUAAGUUGCCAAUACUACAGUGAAAAAGCACAUGGUUACAUUAAUUUUUUAUUAAGUGCUUAAAUUGGAAAUAGUCACUACUUGGUAACUAUUGGUGAGACAGUUCUCUUCUUGGUGAAAGAGUCCACAAUGCUUCUCUGCAUUUUAUAGUAAUGGAAACUCACAUAGCCAGCUUUUUCUUCACUAACACCUAGAAAAGAAAGUUCUAUUUUUCGAUGUAUCCUUACCUUUUCUGUUCAAGGAGAACAGAAAACAAUCAAGAAAUGUGGCUACAAGAUAAAAGAAGAAUAUUAUUGACUGCAUAAGAAUGAUAAUUUUUGAUUCUUUAUGCACUAGAUUAUCUCCUAUUAAAGAAAUAAAAAGUGGCCAAUUGUGUGAACUAUAUGUAAAAAAAAGGCUUCCUUUUUUUCUGAAAUAUCACCAGUAGAAAGUGUUGUUCUUUUUAAAAAUAAACAAUCAUUAAAAGAACAACUUAUGAAGAAUGGCUUCCUUCUGGAGAAAAUCAAAAUAUUAGCAAAACAUUUUGCAUGGAUUCAUGGUUUUGCAAGAUUGUCAUUUGACCAAAUUUGCAGCAUUUGUAGUUGAACUGAAUGUUUUAUAUUCUUCAUUAAAAACGACUGGAAUACAGAGAUACAAAUUCUUAUCCAGAAAGUAUUUCACUUGUCGAGCUUUCAUUUUCCAUGGCUACUUUUACACUCUUUGAAUAUGUUCAAUUGGAUGCUUUAAAACACUUUCUUCCCCUCUGUGCAUGCAGUUGUCAUCGCACCUCAUUGGGAAAGGUUUCUGCUUACAAUUCUGACGGAUGUAUUUCCAGCCUUUUAUAGGCUCACCUGCAGGAAGAUUGUGUUGGAAGCCUAUAGCUUUCAUACGGCUGAAAAUAUUUUGCGUCACUUGUUCCAUCCUAGUCAGGAAGCCAGUUGUGAUUCAACGGGUUUUGUACUUGGCAAGGAAACAUUGCUUUUUUCUUCUUCCAUGCACCCCAUAAUCUUUAAACUUUUUGGACGUUCUACAUAUCAUGGAUCAAUUUGAAAUAAAAAUGCAAAAUCUUCAUUCAGGGGCAGCCAGGCCAAGUUUUUCCUCAUGCAGCUGGAUGGGUCCCAAGCCAAAUAAAUAUUUUUUUCUAAAAAAAUAAUAGUCUUGAAUCAUUUGACUAUAAAACUCUAGUCCAACAUGGAUAAGCUAUCCUUUUUGUUCCCCCCGUCUCUGGGUUUAACAUAAUGUAAGAGUUUUGAGAUGUACAAGAAGCUAGGUGAGAAUUAUCAAUUGAUCCUAAAGUCUUACUAGGAGAUUGUAAUGCAGUGCUGCAUAUUUCAUUUAUAUUCUUCCCCCCAACAAUUAUUAUUCUUAGCUCUCAGGGCCCAUAUUUUUAAAUGUGGAAUAGUGGUAAAAAUAUUUAUUUAUUUUGUCUUAGAUGCUGGACUACCUAAGAGUCUAUAUUUAAAUUAUGUGGUAAAAUUUUAUUUUGAAAUAAGAUUUGCUUUCUGGGCAAGUUUUUAGAAGGAAAAGAAAAGUAGCUGAAUUGAAAUAGUACAGAAUGACCUUUUCAGACAAAAGAAUAUCAGUGCAAGAGAUGGGGGGGGUGGGGAUGGUGUUGGAAUAGUCACCUUCCAUGCCCAAUUUUUCAGUCGGGAGGGAGGUUCAAUACUUAGCCUUUGGUCAGGUCCAAGAAGCACUAAUCUGCUGUGACUAUCCCAUUGGUUCCUAGGGAACCCUACAGAUUAUCAAUGGUAUUUAUUGAGCACUUACUAUGUGCAGAGCACUGGAUCUGUGAUCUCAGGGUAGUCACUUCCUCUCACUGGGAAUCUGCUUAAGUGAACUAAAAUACCAACAUCUAGAAUUUGCCCCCAAAAAGUCAGAUGAAAUAUUUUCCUCUAAGUCACUAGACCAAAUGCACUGUGAUAUACGUGGUAUUUUCUGGAGACUAGGAUUAGGGUGUUAUUGGGCAUGAAAGGAAUUUUUCAUAAAACACCCUUUUUGAGAUACUGUAUCCUGGGGGUUGAGGGAAAUACCGUAAAUUCUUUUUCUCUUGUCUGUGAUUAAUUCUUAAAGUCUUUUUUAUAAUAUUGGCUUUCUGGUUACACUUAUAUGGUGUGGUCAUUGGUUAAACUGUAUUGUCCAAAUGGAAACAUAGACCUGUUAAAAGGAAAUAACUAAAAGUGAUUGUAAAUAAUGUUGAUAUGUACUAUAUUUGUAUAAAAUAAAUUUCCAACUGGUA
Messenger RNA from Ornithorhynchus anatinus (platypus), 6966 nucleotides. It is a transcript of the gene FGD6, whose product is annotated as FYVE, RhoGEF and PH domain containing 6. The record is from RefSeq and is a predicted model, not a curated record. Gene Ontology annotation, biological process: regulation of GTPase activity. Gene Ontology annotation, molecular function: metal ion binding; guanyl-nucleotide exchange factor activity. The coding region runs from base 146 to 4378 and encodes 1410 amino acids. Gene Ontology annotation, cellular component: cytoplasm. Lineage: Eukaryota; Metazoa; Chordata; Mammalia; Monotremata; Ornithorhynchidae. The transcript has 21 exons.